Messenger RNA from Setaria italica (foxtail millet), 681 nucleotides. Its product is annotated as ethylene-responsive transcription factor ERF015. The coding region runs from base 1 to 681 and encodes 226 amino acids. Lineage: Eukaryota; Viridiplantae; Streptophyta; Magnoliopsida; Poales; Poaceae. Gene Ontology annotation, molecular function: DNA-binding transcription factor activity; DNA binding. The record is from RefSeq and is a predicted model, not a curated record. The transcript has a single exon. Gene Ontology annotation, biological process: regulation of DNA-templated transcription.
AUGCCGGCGACGGGGUCGUCGUCGUCGACGCCGGCGAGGGAUCGGAAUGAGCCAUCGCCGUCGGGCCAGAGGAGGUACAGGGGCGUGUGGCGGCGCAGGCUGGGGAGGUGGGUGUCGGAGAUCCGCGUGCCCAACAGCCGCGACCGGAUAUGGCUCGGAUCCUUCGACACCCCGGAGAAGGCGGCGCGCGCGUUCGACGCGGCGCUCGUCUGCCUCCGCGGCCCCGGCGCCGUGCACGGGCUGAACUUCCCGGGCUCGCCGCCGGACGUCGGCCGCCGGACCAGCGACUCGCGGGAGGUGUGCGCCGCCGCAGUGUGGCAUGCCAACCACGCCACCACCCCGGCCAAUGACGACGGCGCGCCAAUGGAACGCGUUGCCGCUGCGUCCCAUCAUGCCAGCCAAGCAGCCGGCGCCGCUGCUGCGCCGGAGCACGACCGCGGCGGCGUGCCAGUGGAAAGUGUGGCCGCGCCGGCCCCGCUGCAGCUGUCCGCGCAGAGGCUCGACUGGUCGCAGCUGGUAGCCAACCCGCCGCCGCUCUACUCGCCGACCGUGACAGGAAGCCAUACGUACCUGCCGAUCUCGUCGACGGCGGCGCCACCAGACGACUUGGACGAGAACGAUGACCGUCCAUGCCCUGGCCUUUGGAGUUUUGAUUCUGGUGGCUCCUGCUCUCGUCACUGA